Molecule: messenger RNA, 930 nt
Organism: Fusarium tjaetaba
Lineage: Eukaryota; Fungi; Ascomycota; Sordariomycetes; Hypocreales; Nectriaceae
Exons: 1
Coding region: 1-930 (309 amino acids)
Source: RefSeq, a predicted model, not a curated record
AUGGCAACUUCAUCCUUCGAACUUAGCCAUCGUCCCUCUGGACACUUGGCGCCACCUCCUGACUACCACACUACUGAAGCUGUAGAACUAUCACGCCUCUCACCAGCGACGUCUUCUACAAAUUCCCUCCCAGAAUAUACGACACUGUACAGCAAUGAACAUGGAGACUCGGCAUCGUCCUCUUCAACAUUGGGAUUCCAUCCCACAAAGCAACUGCAGAUCGAAGCUCCUGGGUUUGCACUUAUGAGGCUUCCUCUACCGCCUCAGCCAGAUCCUAUCUAUGUCUUCAACGUCGCAGCAACGGGAGAAGUCGGUGAUGCAGAGUAUGUAUCGAUCCGGCCUACCAGAAACUCAGGCUCUUGCUUUCUUGCCAGGGCGAACGAUCCUACACAAGCAGCUCUUUGCACAACCACAUACCGCUUUGGUCCAGGCAAGCCUCCCAAGAUUCGUUUUGUUGGGAAUGGAUCACAGAACGGCCACACAGAGGAGAUUGAGAUCAGCUGCAAAGGUGUUCUAACUCGCAGCACCAUCAUGCGCACUCAUCUCGGCACUUUCGAAUGGCGAUAUAGUUCCCGUGCCGAACGUCGAAGUGCAAAAGCCUCUGUUGGCGAGGACAUCGGUUGUCUACUAAUUCUAGACCAAGUCAUGAAAGUGGCGGUUGCAGGAGGAAAGCAAGAAGAGAGAAGACGAAAAGUUGGGCAAUUCGUGCGUAGCGAUGGACUCCGUACGCAAGGUUCUAGGAGGAGCUCUGCUGGAAAUGGUGGACGGCUUAUGCUUGAUCUGCGAGAGUGGUCGGACAGGAAAAACGAGGCAAUUGAGAUGGAAAUUCUAGCAGUGGUGAGUUGUGUGUCCAUGAUGAAGAAAGAAGUGGAUAGGCGAAGAAUGCAUCAGACUAUGGCCAUCAUGGGAGGUGCUUCUGGUGGACCCUAG